Molecule: messenger RNA, 2673 nt
Organism: Paramacrobiotus metropolitanus
Lineage: Eukaryota; Metazoa; Tardigrada; Eutardigrada; Parachela; Macrobiotidae
Exons: 3
Coding region: 799-2463 (554 amino acids)
Biological process (GO): protein phosphorylation
Cellular component (GO): cytoplasm
Molecular function (GO): ATP binding; protein serine/threonine kinase activity
Source: RefSeq, a predicted model, not a curated record
UGGUGCCAGUACAGCAAGUACAGUAAGUUGGCAAAAUUUGCAACAAGUUCGGUUAAUACAGAUGAAUACCGGCGAAUAUAGCUUUCGGUAAUUAUUGCGGUAAUGUCGAGUAGAUAACUUGAGAGAUUGUGUUUCGGUUUUCCUGCGCUUGCUUCGAGAUUUAAUACCGGCAAUUUUAUACUGGCUUCGACCGGCAACAAAUUCCUAGUUAGAUUUCUAUAACUUUACAUGGGCUUACAAGUAUUACACCGUUGUUUGAAAACCGCGGGAUUAUGGACUUUACGGACCGGAUAACAACGUUUGGCUUAAAAUGCCAAUUUGCUUACGGGCAAGCAGAAUGUAUUGGGAAUUCCAAGAGCGUUUAUAAAGCUCAAGUGACAGCAAGUGAGCAUCCAAUCAAUUCUGGCUUUCUAGCUGUAAAGCUUAUAAGCUUGACCCCGGAAUCAGCUGAAAAAGAGGAACUUCUGGAGCAAUGUAAACGCCUUAUAUCUCUGAGCGAUGAAAAUGUGGCAGUUUAUAGGAACGUAACGAUCAGAAUAACUGGAAAGAAAGGGUACACGGAGUUCGCAAUGGAUUACUACCCAGAUGGCAGCUUAAGAGACACCAUCUAUCGCUAUGACAAGGAACGGAACAAGUUAACGGUAGCAAAAUUAAAUGACUGGUCCGAACAAAUGGCAAGCGGCCUAAAGUAUCUGCACCACAGCAAUAUAAUUCAUGGACACUUGAAGCCAAGUUGCAUCCUGGUCGAACUAUUACUAAACAAACAAGUACGGCUGCGCAUCGGUGGCCUGGAUCGUCAUGUUGCUCUGCACACCAUCCGCGCCACAUCACCUGAUAUUUGCACACAUCCGCGACAACAUGCGCAUGCAGAUCGGGAAGUCGACCAGUCUGUACCGGUCUCCGGAGAUGGCACACAACGUGAAUUCCGAUGCCGAAGUAGUGUUUGGCCCUGAGACGGAUAUCUGGAGUUUGGGACACAUUAUACUAGAACUGGCUGAAUGCUGCUAUAGAACCGAAGAAAAUGCCGGUAACCGUAUGGCUGCUGCUGAUUCGGACCUUUCAUGGAUGUGGACCCUGGUCCGAACCGCCGAAGGAUACGUGCCCAGACCGUCGGAAAGUGUUCCUAACGAUUUCAGGAAAAACGUUCUUGAAGUCUGUUUGCAAAGCGAUUGUAAUAAGCGACAUACGGCAGCAUUACUGCACGAAACACUAAUAAAUGCAAACGGUAAAAAUAAGAAGUUAUGGGGAACCACAUGGCAGACCGGUAUAGAGGAGGGUUAUGCGGAAAACGAGGUCAAUGAUAUGGGCAAAGCAGAAACCGACAGGAAUAUCAUAGCUCCUGAAGCAGCAUAUCCCGUGGUAGAGGAAGUGGGAGGCGCCUGUGAGUACAAGACUACGUUUCCGGAAUGUUAUAUCGGCCAGGGAGCAUUUGGCAGCGUCUUUAAGGCUACCAUCACCAAACGUACUUAUCAACCAAAUGAAAGCCAAAAUAAUUAUUUGGGGCCGUCCAUAAUUGCCGUUAAAUCGGUGCGGGUGGAUCGCGAACGGAAAAGUCAACUUUGCGAAGCAGCUGUUUUGCUCAAAGAAAAAGACCGCUGGGAAGCUUUAAUCAAACUCCGGCAUACGUAUUUGGUGGCUUAUCACAAAUUUAUCCUUAUAUUGUGGAAAGACCAUGCAAAAAUCGAUAUUUUGAUGAACUUUUGCUCAGCUGGCGAUCUCGCGGACAUGGUUACAAAACAUCAUCAACAUCAGCAUCCUUUAACUAUACCAAGUAUGAUUACAAUGAUGUCGCACUUAGCUAGUGGUCUCAAUUUCAUCCACGAGAACAAUUUCAUCCAUGGAGAUUUGAAGCCUAGCAAUAUUUUUAUCAACGGAAGGACUGGCCCGAAAGGCUGUUGCAUGCUGCUUAUCGGCGACUUAGACAAUGCAGUGCCUAUCCAAGACGGCAGGAUAGAUAAAACGGCGCUCCACGGAUUUCAGUACACUCCGGCGUAUGCGUCCCCUGAACUACUGAAAGCGGUAGCCCUACAGGUCUGCGAGCAGAGCCUCCAGCGGUCCGAUGUGUGGAGUCUAGGGUGCGUGAUGUUGGACCUCGCUAACUGCUGCUAUUUGAUCGGAGAUAAGCUUUUUCACAAUCCGGCAGAUCCACACGACCGAAUAAAGGAUGAUGCAAAAGGCCUAAUGCUAAAAAUUAUUCAGGGUUAUACUCCUUUCAUUUCGGAUCAGAUCGAAGAAGUGCCAAGGGACCUUAUCCGAUCCUGUCUAAUUGCAAACUGCGGCCAACGGAUUACGGCUUAUCAGUUAUGGGCAAAAUUACGAACAAUUAUCAAUAACUAUAGUGAUGACGUCCGUCAGAAAACAUUCGGCCGCAAUUCGGUGGUUGUCAAUGCCGCGAAUGGUCAUCAACUGUUUCAGCCAUUUUCAGUUAAAGAGAAACCCUGGUUUUAUUGGAUGAAUAGAUAAACAAUUGUAAACCGAGAUUUUUGGUCGGGUCGCCUUCGGGGUCGGGUCAAGUUUUCUGGUAGUUUUGCAAUGAUUAUGGGCCUGUACACGGGAGCCUGUAGCCUCCCUUAACGAUUAUUUAACAACUUAUGAUAGUUGCAUUUCGUCAUAGUUGUAUGGCAACAGGCAACAGCUACCCUGCAUGCAUCUCGCGAUCAAUGCCACGGGAGA